Messenger RNA from Trichoderma virens Gv29-8, 468 nucleotides. RefSeq lists its product as uncharacterized. The record is from RefSeq and is a predicted model, not a curated record. Lineage: Eukaryota; Fungi; Ascomycota; Sordariomycetes; Hypocreales; Hypocreaceae. The transcript has 4 exons. The coding region runs from base 1 to 468 and encodes 155 amino acids.
AUGCGCCACAGGGAGGGUUGGGCCUCUGGGUGUGCCGGCGGGGAUGCCUGCGGGCUGCAGGGGUUGGCGAUGGAGGGUACAGGCCUCGACGUGGCGGGCCUUGGGGCGGUCAGAGACAGACAGCCUGUACAAGUACCACAGGUACCUCUGGAGCGUCGCAGCUGGGGUGGCUGGGGGGGUACUAGUACCGGUGCGGGUACAAGUGCGAGUGCGUUUACGCGCGGUGAGGGUGGCGGUACCGGUACGGGGAACGACGAUGCCGUGUCUAAGGGAUGGCCAAGACAAGACAGCUGCCGUGUGCAAAGAGGGUUGGAAAUGCUCAAAGCAGAGAGAGAAAUGUUUGCUGUCCCGACCCGGUCCGGUUCGUGGGUUCCGAGGCACUCUCCUCCGCGAUAUGCCAACGUGGCGCCGUCCGAUCCAGCGGAAAGAGGGGCGAAUGAUUUGUUGGGCCUGAACGAAGGCGGUUGA